Adineta steineri is the source of this 279-nucleotide messenger RNA. The record is from the annotation of a GenBank genome assembly. Lineage: Eukaryota; Metazoa; Rotifera; Eurotatoria; Adinetida; Adinetidae.
AUGCAAUCUCAAUUAGUUCUUUUAUUAUUAGCACUGUCAAUGAUCUUAGUCAGUGCAAAAACUAUUCGAUCCGUAGAUGGUGAAAAUGAUAUGAGUGAAGAACAACAACCUGAAAUGUUUCAAUCAAAUCAUAAAUUUAAUCAUCCCCAGAUUUAUGAAGAAAUGUUAACGAGAUUCUUAAAAAAUCGAGCCAAUAAUCAAGAAUAUAAUCCAUAUGAAACAAUUGCUAAACGAGCAAAAGCUAUUAUCAAAGGUGAUCCGAGAGAAUUUAUGGGUUAA